CUCUUCCAAUGAGUCAGCAUCAGUGCAAGACUGCAGGUCUGAUAAUAAACGCUGCUUCUCAUCACUGCCUUGGCCUCAAUCUCUCGCUCUAAAAAGAAGAGGAUUUUAUUUGUUCACACCCUGAAUAUUUAAACGUUUUUCAAAAACAAAACAUGGAUCAGUUUCGUGGCUUGUUCGUCAAACUGGACCAGGACAACGAUGGAUUCAUAUCAGUGGCAGAGCUCCACAACGAAAUGAGGAAGCAUGGGAUCAGCAUUACAGACGACAAGGUCCAGAAUAUCGUUGACUCUUAUGACAAAGACAAAAAUGGCCUUUUGGAUUACAAAGAGUUCCUCAGCUACAUGACGGACAGAGAAAGGAAAUGGAAAAUUUACUUUCAUGACCUUGACAAGAACAAGUGUGGGGUGAUUGACCAGGAGGACAUCAUAUGUUUGUUUAAGGAGUUAGGAGUGGUCAUUUCAAAGACGAAUGCAAUAAAAAUAAUACAAAUGAUGGAUAAAGACAGUUCUAUGACGGUGGACUGGGGUGAAUUCCUGCACCAUGUCAUCCUCAAUCCUGUGGACAACAUCAGGGAGCUGGUGACCUCAUGGAAACACCAGCUGGUUUUUGACGUCGGGGAGAGUCGUGCGAUGCCUCUUGAAUUCCCUGAAGAGGCGUCUGGGUUUGGAGUUUGGAGGACGUUUGUUCUGGCAGCAGGACUCGCUGACGCUGUGUCGCGGACUGUGACAGCACCCAUCGACCGCCUCAAGACCCAGCUCCAGGUCCAUGGAUCUAAGGCCUUCUCCCAGGGCUUCCAGGAGAUGAGAGCAGGUGGAAUGAAGUCAAUGUGGCAAGGCAACGCUGUAAAUGUGCUGAAAGGAACCCCACAGUCGACACUACAGUGUCUCAUCUAUGCCCAGAUGAAGAUGUACACCCAAAGCAGAACUCAGCAGACUCUCACGGUUCAGCAGCGUUUUGGGCUGGGCUGCAUCUCUGGCACCGUAGCUCACGCUGCCUUCUACCCUUUAGAGGUAUUGAAGGUGAGACUGAACCUGCAGCAGGUUGGAACAUACAACGGAGUUGUGGCUUGCGCCCGAUCCAUUUACAGAAAUGAGACUCUGUCCUCGUUUUACAGAGGAUUCAAACCGAGCAUCCUCUGUAUGAUUCCCUAUGCGGGUGUGGAGUGUGCAGUUCACCAGUCGAUUAUGAACUGGGCACAUAGUGAUCCGGCCUACAACAGUGACUCCAAACUGUUCUUCUUCAGUUUUGUAGCCUUUGCCUCUGGACAGACGACCAGUUACCCACUGGCAGUUAUCCGUACUCAGCAGCAAGCACAGGCUUUCAUCUCAGAUUCACGUCCAGCUUCGGGCGUUUUACAAGGACUCAUUGGGAUAUAUGAAAGACAUGGACUUAAAGGAUAUUAUAGUGGCAUGGGAGCCAGCUUUGUCAGGGCUGUUCCAUGUGCCUUGAUGAACUACACUCUAACUAGGAAAUUUGAAAAUGUGUUUUCUUCCAUGGAGUCUUGAGAUUUUAGCAAAGAGGUUGCUGUCUUUACAUGCUGAGCUGGACGUGUGUUAGCAUGUGAUACAGCCUUUAAUGCUAAUGAACUGUUUAAACUAAAACUAUGAGAUCCGGCGCAUUAUAAAUUCGAUGAACCUCAUUGAGUACUAAGGCAAGACUGACUUGACUUUAUAAUGUGAAGCGUAAUGACUACUCGCAUGUUUAUAA
Solea solea (common sole) is the source of this 1707-nucleotide messenger RNA. RefSeq names its product solute carrier family 25 member 24, like (gene slc25a24l). The transcript is spliced from 10 exons. NCBI's taxonomy places the organism in Eukaryota, Metazoa, Chordata, Actinopteri, Pleuronectiformes, Soleidae. Gene Ontology annotation, molecular function: calcium ion binding; ATP transmembrane transporter activity. Gene Ontology annotation, biological process: transmembrane transport. The record is from RefSeq and is a predicted model, not a curated record. The coding region runs from base 153 to 1505 and encodes 450 amino acids.